UUUUGAAUGUACAGCAAGAAGUUGAAGCUUAUUUGAUCCUGCGUGGAUUCUAAUGAAACGUCUGUCGUUAUAACUACAGAUCAACGGAUUGUAGAAUAAUGAAUUUUACCGGUGAAAGAAAGGACACUCAAGCAGUUCUACAACUUCGAUGUUCGGCCGGCUGGACGAGUGGAAUACAUGAACAGUGGAUAUAUCUAUCGGCCGUAAACAUUUUUCUAUCGAUUACUGCAGUUCUAGGCAAUACUCUGAUCCUCGUUGCCCUUCGCAAGGUGUCUUCCCUUCAUCCACCGUCCAAACUCUUGAUUAGAUGUCUGGCCACAACUGAUCUCUGCGUCGGUCUUAUUACAGAGCCUCUCAGUGUUGUAUAUUGGUUGUCCCUGACUCACGAACAAUGGAAACUUUGUCGCUACGCAUAUGCGUCUUUUUUUAUUAUAGGCUAUACUUUGUGUUCAGUAUCUUUGCUUACAGCGUGUGCAAUAAGUGUGGACAGACUUCUCGCCCUGUUGUUAGGGCUGAGAUACAGACAAGUUGUAACUUUAAGGCGAACAUAUGUUAUUGUAGUAAUUUUUGGGGUUAUGUCCGCUAUUUUCUCGAUAUUCUUCCUUUUAAAUCCCCUUAUACCCAGUUGGUACGGCUAUGUAAUUAUUCCUUUAUGUCUAGUAACCUCAAUCGCCUCGUACACAAAGAUUUUCUUAAAACUCCGUCAUCGUCAAAUUCAAGUACAGGGCCAUGACCAACAAGAACAACCAAGCCAAAUAAAUCCACUGAACAUAGAGCGAUACAGAAAGGGAGUGUCCAGUGCACUGUGGGUGCAGUGUACAUUAGUUGCUUGUUAUUUACCAUAUGGUAUAGCGACAGCUUUAGUAUAUGAUAGUAAAUCAUCUCCAUCCAGUAUUUUCGUUUUGUACGUUGCAACAACUUUAGUUUACUUGAACUCAUCGUUAAACCCGAUUCUUUACUGCUGGAAGAUCAGCGAAGUGAAGCAAGCAGUAAAGGAGACAAUCAGAGAAGCAUUUGCUGUUAAUCGAGUUAGUUCAGUUAUUGCUGAGUUAUACAUGUAUUUUUCCUUUUAACGCUUCAAAUAUUGCUGUAUUAAAAGUAGUUUCUACACGCUGAUUUGAAUAAAUGUAGUUUUAUAACUUGCUUCGUACUGGCGGAAGUUUAUUAUAUUGCAGGCUAGAAAUUUAAAGUACUAACUGAAAUUGUAGGGUUAUAUUUUUGUAACUUGUAAUACUAUACGGUUUAUGUAGAGAAGCAUAACGUUGUAUCAACUUGUAAAAGCCCCUUUACGAAAAAGGACAGGUGGAAAAACUGUAUUUCUUAAACACGGCAAUUGUAACCGUCAUAGAGUAGGAAUUAUUCAG
This is a messenger RNA of Orbicella faveolata, 1364 nucleotides long. RefSeq names its product adenosine receptor A3-like. NCBI's taxonomy places the organism in Eukaryota, Metazoa, Cnidaria, Anthozoa, Scleractinia, Merulinidae. Gene Ontology annotation, molecular function: G protein-coupled receptor activity. Gene Ontology annotation, biological process: G protein-coupled receptor signaling pathway. Gene Ontology annotation, cellular component: membrane. The record is from RefSeq and is a predicted model, not a curated record.